GCGAAAACAUGUUUUCAAGUUUUAUUGAUUUUAGUUGUGGAAUUUUAAGUGUUGAAUGCUGAAAUUAAAUAAUAAAUAUGAUAAAUUAAGUGUCUUGCCGGUUGCCAAACGACAAGAUGAUUAUUAUGGAAGAUAACCGAACAGUAACUUUCCACUGUGCAGAACUCUCUUCGUCGAUAUUUCAUAAACUUUACGAACAGAAAAGGAUGAAUAGAUUUUGUGAUGUAACUUUAUAUGUCAAUAACAAAAUAUUAAGAGCACAUCGCAAUGUUUUGGCCUCAAGUUCACCAUAUUUUGAUUCAAUUUUAAAGCAUCAUAAAAUUGUCAAGGAACAGUUAACAAUAAACUGUUUAGAUAGUGAAAUAUUUAACUCAGUGAUAAAUUUUAUGUACACUGGGGAAAUUACUAUAAGGCAUUCAAAUGUAGAAGAACUUCUGAGACUUGCAGACCACUUUAUACUUACUAAAGUAAUUGAGUAUUGUAUAGAAUUCUUAGGAACCAAAUUAAAUUUAGAUAAUUGUUUGUUUACCUAUUUUCUUACGCAACGAUUCAAGUUGAAACAUUUGGGAAGCAUUGUAGAGAACUGGAUAUCCAGUCAUGUUGAUAACAUUUGUGAUGGUGAAGAAAUUGGUAGAUUAAGCUCCAGGGAACUGCAAGAUUUUUUUAGAAAUAAGAAUUUCAUACUAACCACCCAAAAAGCAUUGAGUGUGCUGUCAAAAUGGGUAUUAGUAGACCUAGAAAAAAGAGAGAAAUAUUUUGAUAAGCUGAUAAGGUGUUUCUACACUAACAAUUUAGAACCAGCAGAAGUAUACAAACAUUUAGACACAUGCAUACUAUACAGCAAAAGUGAAUUAUGCCUGUUUAGAUUUCUAGACUAUCUAGCACAAAACAAUUGGACUCUUUCAAGCUUCAAAACUAGAUAUGAAGUUCUACAGGCCAAAUAUGGACAGAUUGUAAUUAAUGAUUCAAAAACUUUGGAACCAGAUUCCAAAUCAGAAAAAAUAACAGUAACUGAAAAAGUUGAGAGCAACACACCACCAGCUGUUACCAAUUCUAUUGUGGUUAAAACGAAAUUUAAGAGCAGGCAGCAGAUGAUGUUGAAAAAGUUAAUGCUGUUGGGGCUUAGGCCAAGCUUAAGGAUGGCCGCCUUAAAAAUGCUUACUUGCAAAAAAAAGAGGAUUUGGUUGAGUGAAAAUGAAAAAGAAGAAAGUGAAGGUGGAGAAGAUUCUGAUGAAAAAGUUGGUAUAAAGUGCCCUAUUUGUUUUGCCACCAUAAAUGACAGUUUGUUAUUAGAGCAACAUCUAGCUCUAAGUCAUGCUAAAGAUGUAACAUAUAAGUGUAGCAUAUGUUCAUUUGUAUGUCAGUACCAUGGGGAUUAUUUAAAUCAUAUGAAAAGUCAUUUCACUGGACCACCAUUUAAGUGUGAUUAUUGUAAGGAUGAGAAACAAUUUUUUUUCUUGUUGAUAGAAUUUUGUCUUGCAGGUGAUUUUAAUACUGAUCAGAUAUCUAAGUUGAUUUCUCACAGAGCUCAACACCUCGAUGAGUCAAUUUACCAUUGCACCUUCUGCUCUUUUAAGUGUCGGCAAAAACAAAAUUACGUGUCCCACAUGAAAGUUCAUGCGCCCGAAAAAACAUUUAAGUGCGACCAGUGUUCUAAAUCAUUUAGAUUCAAGCAGAAUUUGGAGGCUCAUUCUCUUACACAUUCUGGGGACAAAUCGCUCUCCUGCGAUUCCUGCGGUUUCCACACAAAGUUUCUCAGUCACAUGAUCGCCCAUAAGAGAAUUCACACGGGUGAUUUGUAUCGUUGUUCCUAUCCGCACUGCAAAUACACGACAUCGAAGAAAAGUCAAUUGGGAUGUCAUUCUAAAACACACAAUGGAUCCGGUAGCAAUGGUGGAGGCGCCAGGCCGCACGCUUGUUCGGUGUGUGGUCGUGGCUUCAUGGAAAAAUCGCACUUGGUGCGACAUGAAAGAAUUCAUUUGGAAGAAAAACCGUUUAAAUGUUCGAGCUGCGAUUACGCGAGCUCCAGAAGAGAUAAAUUGAAGGAGCAUUUCACCCGUCAUCACGGAGAAAAUGCGUCCGCUAAGGUUCCCUAUAAAGCACGACCAUUGAGAAACGGAUCUUCCAGUGGCUCAUCGAGACCGAAAAGUCAGACAACGCAAGAGGGCACUUCGUCCGGAGUAUCUUCCGCAACUACCACCAACAGCGGCAACGUUAAUUUUACUCAGUCGAACAGCACUACAAGUUCCGGAGUCUCGCAGCCUAUGGGAUCAGAGAUUCAAGAUUUGAUUAUGCAUCACCAGAAUCAUUCGCCAGCGGCGGCAAUUAAUUCAACUUACCCUCACCACUUCGGCGAUCCAUCAUCGGAUUUUCAUCACGCCGCGCACACUCACGCUCACAAUAUUCAUAAUCAAAUACUUGCGUCAUCGGCUGCAGCUGCAGCCGCCGGUCACACGCAAAGGGCUGCCGCAAGCGCCGCUUCGCAUCAUAACGGGUCGCCAUCUUUGAACCAUCACAUGUUGGCACGAUCUAACCACUCUACCGCUACCUCUACAGCCGCGGCAGUGGCUGCCGCGAUGAUGCUGGAUCCUAGAUUUCAUCACAAUGGUUCUGUUCCAUAUCAUCCUUCCACUACGCCAGUUUCUAUGGCGGCGAUGGCGGCUGUACAAUCGUCGCAGCAAAUUCAAGCCUCUGGGCAACCCGCCGACUAUCCGCCAGCUUUGCAAAAUUGUAUGACAUUAUUCUAGUCAAACUCGUCCUAGUUAAAUUAAAAA
Messenger RNA from Cylas formicarius (sweet potato weevil), 2774 nucleotides. RefSeq lists its product as uncharacterized. Bases 117 to 2747 code for a protein of 876 amino acids. Gene Ontology annotation, biological process: regulation of transcription by RNA polymerase II. The transcript has 10 exons. Lineage: Eukaryota; Metazoa; Arthropoda; Insecta; Coleoptera; Brentidae. Gene Ontology annotation, molecular function: DNA-binding transcription factor activity, RNA polymerase II-specific; RNA polymerase II cis-regulatory region sequence-specific DNA binding; protein binding. The record is from RefSeq and is a predicted model, not a curated record.